Penicillium riverlandense is the source of this 1608-nucleotide messenger RNA. RefSeq names its product sugar porter family MFS transporter. The transcript is spliced from 2 exons. Gene Ontology annotation, molecular function: carbohydrate:proton symporter activity. Bases 1 to 1608 code for a protein of 535 amino acids. The record is from RefSeq and is a predicted model, not a curated record. NCBI's taxonomy places the organism in Eukaryota, Fungi, Ascomycota, Eurotiomycetes, Eurotiales, Aspergillaceae. Gene Ontology annotation, cellular component: membrane. Gene Ontology annotation, biological process: carbohydrate transport; transmembrane transport.
AUGGAGGCCUCUAAGCCAGACCUUGAGCACGCUGAGGUUGUCGCCGAGAAGCAUGACCUGCAGGAAACAAGCGAGGCGAUCCAGCUGGCUGAGGCCGUCACGACGACCCAGUACAGUCCGUGGACUGCCAGUAUGUUUCGCUUGUACGGGUGCUUGCUGGUCGCAUACCUCUGCGGUUGCUUGAACGGGUACGAUGGCUCGUUGAUGGGGGGUCUCAAUGACAUGACCGCUUACAGGGCAUAUUUUCAUAUGAAAACCGCGUCAUCCAGCACGGGUCUGGUCUUUGCCAUCUACAACAUUGGCUCUAUCCCGGCGGUCUUGUUAUCUGGCCCGGUCAAUGAUUUGUUCGGGCGUCGCAUGGGCAUGUUCACAGGAGCCGCCAUUAUCAUUGUCGGAACCUGUAUCCAGGCACCGGCUGUCAGCCACGGAAUGUUCCUUGCUGGUCGUUUCAUUCUCGGCUUUGGCGUGAGCUUUUGUUGUGUCAGUGCGCCCUGCUAUGUCUCGGAAAUGGCGCAUCCCGUCUGGCGUGGAACCAUUACAGGUCUAUACAACUGCAUGUGGUAUAUCGGAUCCAUUGUCGCCAGUUGGAUUGUCUAUGGUUGUGAGAGUUACGACAGCUCCUACUCAUUUCGCAUUCCAAUCUGGUGCCAGCUGGCGUCCUCCGUCAUUGUUGCGGUUGGCGCUUGGUUCUUGCCCGAGUCUCCAAGAUGGCUCAUGGCGCAGGACCGAGUGGAAGAUGCAGUUCAAGUCCUUGCACGGUACCACGGCGAAGGUGAUGUCAACCACCCAAUUGUGAUGCUUCAAGUCAAAGAGAUGCGACAUCAAAUUGCCGUCACGGUCGACGACUCCAGCAAGAAGUGGUGGGAAUACCGCGAGCUUUUCAAUUCGCAUUCUGCUCGCCGUCGUCUAAUUUGCGUGAUCGGUAUGGCCUGCUUCGGUCAGCUCUCGGGCAACAGUCUUACAGGCUACUAUCUUCCGGAGAUGGCUAAAAACGCGGGGGUUGAUUCUGUGAGCACCCAAUUGAUGCUCAAUGGCAUUUACCCUGUCAUUUGUUUAUUUGCCUCCGUCGCGGGUGCAAAUAUGACAGAUCGUAUUGGUCGCCGACCGCUCAUGCUCUACUCACUUCUUUUCUGCUCGGUUGCGUUUGCUAUCAUGAUCGGUACUUCGAAGAUAUCGAAUGACGACAGGAGCAAUUCCAACGCAGCCAACACUUCUCUCGCGUUCAUCUAUCUCUUUGGCAUUGUCUUCUCCUUCGGCUGGACUCCACUGCAGAGCAUGUAUAUCGUCGAGACGCUGACUACCAAUACUCGUGCCAAGGGCACGGCCGUCUCAAACUUGAUGUCCAACAUCAGCAGCGCGAUCAUCUCCUACAGCUCAGGCCCUGGGUUUGAGAAGUGCAAGUAUUAUUUCUACGCCGUUUUUGUUGUGUGGGACUUGAUUGAGGCGGUUGUCGUCUACUUCUGGUUCCCGGAGACCAAAGACCGGACUCUGGAGGAGCUCGAAGAGGUCUUUGCCGCACCAAAUCCGGUGAAGAAGAGCUUGGAGAAACGUAACAUCACUACUGUGCUGCAGACAUUGGAGAUUUCAGAUAACAGUGCGGACGUCUGA